Anthostomella pinea is the source of this 510-nucleotide messenger RNA. The record is from the annotation of a GenBank genome assembly. Lineage: Eukaryota; Fungi; Ascomycota; Sordariomycetes; Xylariales; Xylariaceae.
AUGGAUACCAACCAGCAGCAGCAACCCGCACAGGCAAGCAAAUCACAACGCAUGGCCACUGUCAACACUCUACUCGACGGCUAUGGCAGUCUCUCGGUUCCCCGACUGCUCGAGCCCCUGGCCCAAAACUUCGAGCACCACGUCCUGCCCGAGAGCCUAGCUAUGCCCCCGCGCAACAAGGAAUCCUUCGCGCACCACGCAGCAGGGAUCUUCGGCGUGUUCGACGAGUUUCGGAUGGUCCCGCAGUCCAUGGUCGACGACGGCGCGUCCGGGGUCGUGGUGGUACACGCGCACAUGCAGGGGGUGCUGAAGGGCGGGAAGGGCGUGUGGACAAACGAGUGCAUCAUGAUGAUCACGCUGUCCGACGACGGAACUCAGGUCGUCGGCGUCAAGGAGUUCGUGGAUAGCGCCAAGGCCAUGGAGAUGGCGCGGAAGCACAAACCCAAGGACUUUGAAGCGCCCACUACUAACCUGGGGUCUGAGGGGCCGGAACUGGGUGUGGUCUCUUGA